Messenger RNA from Ruditapes philippinarum (Manila clam), 4117 nucleotides. RefSeq lists its product as uncharacterized. The transcript is spliced from 3 exons. Bases 424 to 3120 code for a protein of 898 amino acids. The record is from RefSeq and is a predicted model, not a curated record. Lineage: Eukaryota; Metazoa; Mollusca; Bivalvia; Venerida; Veneridae.
AACACUUGUCAACAACUCCCAGAAUUAAAUUACUUUUUGCUUAUAUGAUUAGUUUUUUAGCGUAGGUUAGACCGAAAUACCGUAUCCGUUCUGUGUAUUCAUACUAUUGUGUUCGAGUGGUGCCUACGUUUAGCUAAACCCAAUAGGUGAAUUGCUCAUUAAGAAUGAUGUUCCUGUGCUGGUGUAUCCAGGACUACAUGAAACCAGAGAAAAUUAAUGCAUUCAACAUAGGUAAGAACAGGAGAGUUGAUGUGUAAAACUGCAGCCAAAUAUACUAACUACAUAUAAUUACCACUGUAUUAAUGCUAAAUUAUGAACCAUUCUCAGUUUUAAAAGACGAUUUGUCAGACCAUAGACCAUAGACCUUAAGCUUAUUGAAGACAAGUAACUGCAAUAUAUAAUAUCAUUUGGAGAGGAGAAACAAUGUUGAGCAAACUUUACAAUGCUCUACGAUCGGACGUUCGGUCUAGUGGGAUGGAUGGAGAAACAGAACUCGAUGUAAGAUGUAUAUAUUGUUUGAAGAAAGAAAGACUUUUAAAUUUUGCGGAUCUUAAACGAGCAGACCACAUUUGUAUGAAUGGCCAACACCUCGUUUUUAACUAUGGGGAUAAGCAAGUGUCAGCAUACACGCAUCAUGCAAUUGUUAAGGAUAUUAAUGUUAUCUCUCCUUCCUGUGCUGCUAUUUCUAUAAUACAUUUCUACUCAACACCAUUCGACGUGUCGAUUAAGAUUCGGGAAACUUCAACGCUAUUAGACUUGCAUAUGAACGAAGUUUUCACCAUUCGAUACAGACAUCCUGCACAUAAUGCCGAUAUUGUUAUAAAACGAGCAGAAGGACUUAUAGAGCAAAACAAACUUGCAAACUAUUCAAUAUUGUCUUGUAAUUGUGAAUCUUUCUGUAACUGGUGUUGUGUUGGUAGUGAAGAUAGUUAUCAAUCAGAAAAUGUCAUAGAUAUUUUACGAGCAGUAAGAGGAGCAGCGUUUGCAAAUGUUGGUGGUAAGGUUCUGCGAGUUGUUUGCAAACUUCUCAUGUUGUCACUUGAUGAUCUGUCAAAGGUUGCAGAAGGCGCUCUUUUUGCUGUACCAUGGGGUGUGCUUGGAAUUAUGGCUUUACUCUACCUUAUCCACACAAUUUACCGUCAUUUUCAGUUAGAUAAAGCCAUGAAAGCUGGGAACAUCUGUUCAGCUUGUUGUUUGCGCAAAAAGCAUGACCUAUGGAUUCAGUUUGCUGCAUAUUGUGUUUUGCAGGUAGGUGGUCUUGGCUUGUUGUCAAUGGUCAUAGCUGCAGGAGCUAGUAAAGGUAUUGUAGUUGGGGCUUUGUCUGUUUGUAGUGUUUUGACUUUACUAUGUAUUUCCGUUAUUCCAAAGCUCCGACAGUGGUUUUGUUCACCAUUUCAAGGACGAUUACUGAGAGUAAAGAGCCUGGAAACAAUCAGGGAAGGUGAUGUUAUUUCGUUUGAUAAUUGGAAAAAAUCACACGAUGGAGUCGUAAGCGCUAUCAAUAUUUGUCCAAAUACGAAAAGUAAAAUGGGUCAAAUUACCGUGAUACAUUACUCACUUCCGUCUCUUUUUGGUCGUAGAGUUAUCGUCGAAGAAACCAUUAAAUUUGAUCUUGAAACAGAUUUGAUUUUUAGCCACGAUUACUCUGGAUACACUGUACAUGAACCAGAACUUGUAGUUCAACGGGCAAAACAGAGGCUUGGUGAAACAAAAUUUGGUUUUAUGACAAAUCGUUCGUGUCAUUUUUGUCACUGGGCUAAAGUAAACGAGGAACUGAAUGCUGAAAAUAUUAUCAUUCCGGAAUCAGCAGAGCUCAUGAUGCUUAAUUUGAGAGAGAUUGACCCGAAAGAUACAAUUUCGAAUUUGCCACUUCAAUCUAUACAUGUUGACCAUAUGAGAGGGAGAACGCAUGCAUCGAUGUCUCUUGAAAAAAAAUGGGCACGAAUUAGAGAUGAAAUCAAAGUUGGCCAAAUAGUAGAAUUCAAAUACCGACGUUUCUGGCAUAAAGCUGUCAGUACGAACGUACAUUUUGACAGGCGAAUUUCAGCAAAGGUGAACAUCACUGUCGUCCACUAUGGUGAAAUGGGCAAAGUAUGCGAAGAAAAAUUUACAUUCAACCUCAACGUGGAAGAUGUAUGGGUUUAUAAAUAUCACCCGCUUUACCGUUAUGAAACAAGUGACGUGAUAAGACGUGCACGAGCAAGAAUAGGGGAAGAGAAUUACAAUAUAUUCUUCCAUAGAUCUUCACAUCUUGCAAGGGAAAUCGUAGUCAAGGAAAAAGACCCAGUUGUAUUAGAUAUAGAUGAAAUCAAGUUGGGUGACGUAAUAACGUUCUACUACUGGUCUUUUAGGCAUGAUGCAAUAGUAACAAAAGUCAUCCGUGGUGAUUCUAAAGCCAACACCACUGGCGUUUUGAGGAUAAUUCACUAUGCUUUGAAGGAUCUUUUUGCAGUCCGGACCGUUAGUGAAGAACCUAUGCCUAUUGAUUUGAGGAAAUGUCUUGUGUAUAAGAAAAGUUACGAUGGAUAUGUAACAUACCCGGCAGAUAUUGCUGUAAAGCGAGCUCGUUCAAGACUUCACGAGCAGCGAUUCUCCAUCAAUGGAAACACAUCGUCAGAUCUUGUCCAUUGGGCUAAAGUAGUUCAAAACCCAAUAGUUGUUUCGAAGUCAAAAGAUGAAAAGGAGCUUUUUUCUGGUGUUCAAAAAGACCCAUACCUUCUUGUACCGAAAGCAGGUAUUCAAUGUGAGGAGUUUCAGUACUUUCGUGCUAACUCUUGGUCUGAUUUGUACCCAGGUGUUAUAGUGGAAUAUAGGUAUUACUUAAUCCGGCACCAAGGUAUCCUUUCCUACAAAAACAAGAGUACAAAGACCAUCAAGGUGAUUCACUAUGGCGCAGACCACCUUUUUGCUACUCGAACGAUAAUGGAGGAUACAAUGAAGCUAGACUUGAGGUAUGAUAACAUUUGGAUAUACAGAGGGCACCCAAGACUGUGUUAUAAAGCAGGAGUAGUGCUUGAAAAUGCCAGGAAACGUCUUGGAGAGCAAAAAUGGAAAAGAGGAAAUAGAUCUUGGCACUUCUGUAAAGAUUGCGUGCUUAAGAAAACGAGACAGGAAGUGUAGAUAAUCGCCAGAAGAAAUGUCACACUUGUUUGGUUUCUUCAAUGUUGUAACAUAUUUGGCAUUGUAAAUAUCAGCUCCUGUUUCAUUAUUUUUGGUCUAUGAUGUGAGUCAGUAAUAAAAUUGCCUUAUGAUGGUAAGCAAGUUCCAUUCAGAACAAUCAUAGAAUUUGAUUUAUUGAAGUUUAUUCUUAUUGUUUGUAGAAAAACAAUCAGAAAUGCCUUUUUCAAAAAAGACAGAGCAGAGGUUGUCUUGUUCAAAAUUAUGAAAAUGUCUUUAGAAGCACAUGGGUUCUUCUGUAAGGAUUGUAUGCAUGGAAAGAAGUUAGUGUUGUGAAGUUGUAUGUAACCUAAGCGUUAACGUCGUUCUUGUUUUGAAGCUUUGGAAUUGUUGUAUAUUCAGUAUAGUUAGUUUAUAUAGGUUUGAAAAAACGCUGUGUCAUUGUCAAUGAUAUUGAUCAGUGAUUGCCUGCGUAGCAGUACAUGAAAUUUAACACAUAAUAUGCUAAUUCAGAUUCUGGGUAGAACAAAUAAUGAGAUCUCUGACUUGACCUUCCUACAAAUACAAAUUAAUUUCUGUUGUUAUGUUUCGUUUCUGUGUAAUGUACAUUUGUAUAAACUGUUGGUAAUUGAUAAGUACUGUCCUGUAAACAUUUUGCUGGUCGAAUCAUUUGUCAAACAAAUGACCAGAACUAUUUCAAGUACGUGUUGUACAUGUGAUGGUAUUAAAUUAUCUUUUCUAUGUAAGGUAUACAUUUAUUUGAAUUUAUUUUAUUAUUUGCUUUGAAUUUAUUAUACAUAGCUUUGAGUUUAUGAUAUUUUAAUGCAUGGAGAGAAUGAUAAAUGGAUGUACAGAUGAUAUAUCAAAAGCGCUUGUUCAUCUUUUGUUGAUUUAUGUAAUUUUUUACUUUCAAUGUAUAAAAUAUCUAUGUUGCAGCAGCUUUGAAUUAUAGUAAUGUUAAGUAUUUACUGUUAUGUUAUGUAGGCGUGAGAUGUCAAAA